This is a messenger RNA of Kickxella alabastrina, 3964 nucleotides long. RefSeq lists its product as uncharacterized. Bases 227 to 3931 code for a protein of 1234 amino acids. Gene Ontology annotation, molecular function: protein binding. The record is from RefSeq and is a predicted model, not a curated record. The transcript has a single exon. NCBI's taxonomy places the organism in Eukaryota, Fungi, Kickxellomycota, Kickxellomycetes, Kickxellales, Kickxellaceae.
CUUGUUUCAAGAGUAUUUUCAAAUAAAAAACACCAAUUCAAAUUGUUGAUUAGAGGCAGCGCAUAGACAGAGAGCGCGAGAAAGAGAGACGAUUUCAACUACGGGAAUUCGCAGCGCCAAAAAAUAGAAACUACAAAACACACCUGCACUUGACCUCUAGAACAAGGCGAGGGGAGGGAUCCUUUUUCUUAUCCAUUUCGCUAUACACAGUGUGGGGUGUUUUGUCAUGUCAAAUUGCAUAGCAUGGCAGCACCUGCGGCGACGAGCAAUAGCGCACAGUCGCACAGCAAAGACCGGCGACAUCAAGCAAAUCAGCACACAACACAGACGGCGACUGACAACAGCGGGUCUAACGGCCGACCAGCGGCUGCGCAACGAGUUGCGCGCAGACUCACAGGCGGGAUCGGCCGCCCGACGAGAAGAGGCAUGGGGGAUGUACCGGCGGGUAUCUCGCGAGCAGUUGUCGUGGGAGACGCUCGAGCGGCUGCUGGAGGUGAUGGCUGGCGACACGGAUGGCGCCAGGGCGCUUGGCCGCAUCGCCCAUGUGCUCACUGAGAUCACAGCUCGGCGAGAGCUGGAAGCUGGCGAGAUCGCCACGGUGGAGCGCAUAUGCGCGCGGCUGGAGAAGCCGCUGGGUGCAGACAAUGUGCCGCCGCUCGUGCCGCAGGCCCCGGCCCAGCCCAUCGGUGCGCAGGUGCAGCGUGCUCCUGAUCCCUUGGGCUCUGAGGGGGCCGGCAGGCCGAGUGGACCCGAGCUGGCAGAGGCAUUGGAAGGUCUUCUGGACCAGCCCUCGAUAUGCACGGAUCCGCGCGCGGUGUGGCGGGCCUACCGUGCGGCCAUUGCGAGCGGCACAGCGCUGGACGGAGCCAUGGCGAAGCGGCUGGUGAACUACGGCGCGAAUCUCGGGCUGAUCAACGGGCGGCGGUUGCUGGCGCAGAUCGAGCGCGACUUGGCGCAGGGCCACGCCGAGACGCUGGCCCUCGUGCGUCCGACGCUGAUCCGGGCAUACGCGCGGCUGGGGUCAAUCAAAGACGCGCAGCGGUGCUACGCAGCGGCAGAGGCCAAGGGCGACGACGUCGACUGGAGCAUGUGCCUGGCGCUGUUCUGGAGCGUGCGGCAGAAAGAGGGCCAGGCGCUCUUUGACACGCGCCUGGCUGCCGGCGGCCGUGCGACUGCGCCGAUGUUCGGCGCGCUGCUGUCCGAGUACGCGCAAAUGAACAACGCGCCGGCGGCGUAUGCGCUCUUUGACACCAUGCGGCGGCUCGGGCUGGAGCCGGACGCCCAAGCGCUGGGCGCCCUGGCGCAGGCGUGCGCGCUGGACGCCGAUCAGAGCCGCAGCUCGGCACGGCUCGCUGAAGUCUCCGCGUUCAUGCGCAGCUGGGGCCGCGCGCCCGACUCCGAUUUUCUCGUCGGGCUGCUACGCGGGUACGGCGAGGCGCAGCAGGACGAGAUGUUCGACGCCGUGGCCGGCCGCAUUGACACUGCAAACCCAGCCCGCCAGCCCGCCAGCCUGUGUGCCGUCAUCAUGGAGAACGCCGCCCGGCGCGGCAACCGCCCGCUGGUGGCAGCCAUGGCACGCCGCGUCAGUGCGAAGCCCGGCCAAGGGGUGUCCCGCGCCGUGCGCGCGCUGUGUGCCGUCGACAACGUGCCGCUGGCGCGCGAAAUCGGAGGGCUGGGCUCGACGCGCUUCCCAGAAAACAACGAGACAGAGAACAUUGCGCUGGAGCUGGCGCUGGCCGAUGGCUCUAUUGAGCCGCGGGAGCUGGCGCGCAUGGCUGAGAGCAUGGCUGAGCGCGGGUUCACACCGUCGUUCCGGCUGUUUGGCCGGCUCGUGGACGAGCUGUGGCUGCGUGGCGGCUCGGACGUGGCGCUGGGGGCCUUUGACCGGCUGUUCGCGCUGGGCGUGCCAGCAUCCAUCCAGCUUCUGUUCAAGGCGCUGCGGCUGCGGCUCCACGGGCCGCAGCCCUUGUCUGCACUGCCGGUCUACGACCACCUGCGCGACCACCUGCGCUCCACCGACCUGGGCCACCUUAACCUGCCGGCCUCGACGGCACAUGGCCUGGUCUCCAUUUUGAUCGAGCACCGGGGGAUCGCGCACGCGCUGAGCGCCUUUGACUUUCUCUGCACGCUGCCAGUGCCCAGACGCAGCCUGCCGUACGGCAUGGUGAUCACGUAUUGCAUCAACAACCGCCUGCGCGACCGCUCGCACGCGAUGAUUAGCCAUGCGGUGCAGCACAACAUCCCAAUGCACCCGGCGGCGGCCAACCUGUGCAGCCACUACCUGGCGCUCAACUCGACGGCCAGCGACGCCGCCAACUUUCUGCGCUACCUGCAGCGUACACGCGGCCUGGGGCCUGUGUCCGACGAUGUCUGCGACACGGUUCUGUUUAGGUGCGUCGAGGCCGGCCGCAUGGUUGACUUCGAGUGGGUUGUCGGGGCGCUGGCCGAAUCCCAUACCACAAGGCAGUCGGUUUGGGGCCGGCUCACCGACCGCCUGGCGCCCCACUACAUGCAUGCCCUACUGCUGAUGGUGCGCACGGCCGUUGGUGCCACUGAGGUCAAGAUGCAGGUGGCUCAGAGCAUCUUGGACUCUGUUGCGCAGUCCGUGUACGGCUGCGUGGUCGCCGAUAUGGUCCUGCGCGUCUUGCGCGAGCACUCGCUUUCGCCGACGCGCAAAAUAUAUACGCGGGCGUUUUCACAUGUUUUGGUUUCUUUGACAAAGUGCCAGCGGGAUCCAAAGGACCUGCUGCCGAAUCUGUCCGCAUCUUACCUGGCCAACUGCCUGAAGCGCAACAUUGGGCCGGCUAUCGAUGCCGGUAUGAGCCUGCCGAUGAUCGUGCGGUCGCUGGCAGCAAUCUCGUCAUCAUCACUGGGUGCUUACGAGGAUUGCUUGGGCUUGGUGCGGGACUUGCCCGCAGGCCGUUUGGACAUUGGGCUUUUUGGCGCUAUCGCCAAGGGGUGCGCGCAGUGCGGGUCGGUUAGGGGCGUGGAGAGCGUGCUGGAUGAGAUGCGUGUGCACAAGGUCAAGCCGUCCUCAAAGAUCCUGACCAUGAUCAUGGACUGCUACAUGCGCAUUAUUCCGCCGGCCAGGCAGAGUCGCAGACUGGCGGUGGCUGCAGGUCGUUUGGAUGCAGGCCAGUCAUUAGCAGACGGCUCGGCGCAGCAGGAUCACUCUGUGGCCGAUCCAGAGCAUUUUUUCUCUUUGAACGGGGAAGAGGAAAGAGCGGCAAUCGAGGCUCGGAAGGCUCAGGAGGCAGAGGAGGGUCAUUUUAUAGACUAUGCCAUUGAGCACCAUAAGAUGUGCCUAGGCAAGCUGCUGCUGGUCUGGGAGGAAUUCGACUACCACAAGAUCUACACUCCGCGCGCGGCCUACUCCACCCUCAUACAGGCAUGCAUUCGCGCACAAGACUACGCCAAGGCCGAAUCCUUCAUCGACCUCAUGGUGAGCAAAGGCAUCCCGCAUGACGAAACAACAGCACUGCACUGGAUCUCUCUUCAUCUGCGCCAGAACAAUAUUGACUCUGCCCUGCGGGUCUUUGGCGCUAUGGGCAGUUUGGAGCGCUGCGAGCAGUUGGGACAGGGAAGAUAUUGGGGUUUGGAUCGGGUGCAUCGUGGUGCGGCUCAUUUCGCCUUGAUUAUCGAGUAUUAUUUGGACAAGCAGUUGGUUGAUAAUGCAGUGGCGCUUUUGGACGCUAUGCAUGCGCUUGGGUUGACUGCUGAGUCGUGGUUGUAUGCGUUGGUAUUUCGGACGUUGGCAGAGGAUGGACACAGGGAUUUAUUUGUCGAGACUAUGCGCCAGAUUGUUCGCAUGCAUGUCAAGGUCGAUGAGUCUAUAAUGAGUAUCGUCAGGGAGUAUGCUGCCGGUGGUAGUGGCACUGAAAACGGCAACGUCACCGUCACUGGCAACAACACGAACGAAGAUAAUAAAUAAUAAUAAUAUUUUGUUAUUAUUUUGUUAUUCAAA